AUGCCGGGCGCUGAGCGUGUGUCCACUAAUGAGGAUACCUUCGAGCAAUACUUUAUCUUCCGGCUAGAAAACGAGCUAUUCGAGCUAUUCGAAGAGCAGGAAGUGCUGCUUAGCAUUGUUGCACGUCAACAGGAACGGCUGGAUCGCGAGCUAGAAAUACAUCGCAUUCUACAGAGUACACCACAGCAGCAAGAGCAGCAGCAUCAGGGGACUGAGCCAGAGGUGGCAACGGUUGGCCCAAUGACGUCAGACAAAAACGGCGAGGAUGCGUCCACGGGAAACACUAUAUUCAGUCACCCAGCUGAGUCUAGCGUUGUUGAAUCGCAGCCAGAACCAGUGCCGUCGCCUCCAUCGGAGCCAAAGAAAUCUCAACUGCAUAUCAAUCUCUCUCAGCAACUGCUCACAUCACAGCAACUGCUCGACGACUUGCGCCAACAGCAGCAGAUGCAGGCAGAUGAAUUGGCAACUAACUUGGAGCUCCAGCAGGAGCUGCUGCUGAUGGCAAAGCCUACUGAGAAAAAGCACAAGCAAGAAGAGCCACUAUGCCCUACAACUAGAUGCGAGCCUUGCAGGCAAACUCCUCAGAGUUCGUUGACUGUCUCCUCCAUUGAUUUAUAUGCCGCUGCUCAGUAUCAGCCGCCUAAGCAAUCUGGCCUCGGUUACGAUCCUCCAUUUCCCUAUCCACUGCUGCUCUCCAAGAGUCUCGAGGACCGCCGCUUGUAUAUUUUCAAAAUUGUGGACGGUCUUGCAGAGCAAUUGCAAACAUCCCAAUUGAAGAAUCAGACGCAGGCCCAGGAUGAGGAGACCAUCUCAUCAAUUAUCGAGGCCGCUCCCACUGGCGCCAUACCGAAGCGCCUAGAGCGUCCUGUCAAAUUUUUUAGAAGCAAGAGUAGCUGUGGCAACAAACUCUCCAAACGUCAACGCAAACAAGAAGAGAAACAACAGCAACAACAACAACAACACGACCAGGGAGACAAAAAUGAUGCUCUUGAGACAGAGCUCGAUCUGGACUGUGAGCUGGGAAUGGAACACAUUGAGAAGUUUCGUGCAAACAAUGUGCGUAGCGAGAUGAAAGUUUCGGAUCAUAUGCAGAAUGUAGAGGAUGUUCAGCCGGCAGUUGACAUGACGGUCAUUCCGAUGGGCACUCUCGACCGAAAUCAAUGCUCUCCAGAAGAACAGACGCCACAAAUGCAGACACCACUUUCAUCUCCAAUGCUUACGCCACUCAGCAGUGAUCUAACUGAUGACAUCUUCAAGACUGCCUUUGAGCAGUUUGGCCCGGCUGCGGUUGCAGAGGAGUUAGGUGUCGGAUGCAGCACCACACGCCCUUGCUCACCCGAGUCAGAGUGUCUGCCAUCGCCAUCGCCAUUACCCGUACCUUUGAAGCCACCACGUAUGGGCUCCGGGGAUCCUCAACCUUAUAUGGCACCGUAUGAUGCCUACUUGCCCAGCGCUUCGCUACAGGCACAGGAGCAGUACGUGCACAUCCACCCCAAUAUGUCGGGCGUCCCUAAUGUCCAAGGACUAGCAAAUUCUCCAGUCCAUGUGUCGAUUUCAUCACCGAAUUAUCCCCUCACGCCCCAGAAUGUGCCGUUUUCGCCGCAUCCUCAAAAUCAGUCGCAUACGAUGCAAGCUAAUCAGUCUCAGCAUUCGUUGCAAAUGCAACUUCCGAUUCAGGCUCACCAAUUGUCACCCCAGUUAAAUGCCCAGCAAUCUCUGAACUUAUCGCCGCAGACUCCGAAAUUCCCACUCUUUUCACAGACUCCACAGUCGGCUCAGCAAAUACAGCUUUCGCUGCCAACACAACAAUAUCAGGCUUCGCCGCGAAUUCUACAAUCGCCGCACACGCCACCGACUUCAUGUCUAACACAGACUCAGAUUCAAUAUUUACUUCAAGCUCAGGCUCAGGCUCAAGCUCAAGCUCAAUCUCAGGCAAAUUUUGCACAGCCUGCGAUGCAACCCGAUUAUGCGCAGAAAUCACCAACCAUUAUGAAUCUGUCGCCGAUAUCCACUGCAGGGGUUGCCACAUCACCGUUAUCGCAGGGUUACCCUUCAAACUGCAACUGGGUGGUUGGACAAAAUAACUAUCCCCAGUGCGCAUCGCAGACAUAUUUGCCACAGCGGGCAGAUGGCGGCCAACGAAUAUACACAUAUGUCGUGGAGGCCUUGGACCGAUCCAUUAACUACUUACCAAAUCAGCAAAGCCCGCACCCUCAGCAAAUGCAGCCUCCACUGCAACUGCAGCAUCCACAACAACUUCAACCUCCACAGCAACAUCAGCCUCCACUGCAACUGCAGCAUCCACAGCAACUUCAACAUCCACAGCAACAUCAGCCUCCACUGCAACUGCAGCAUCCACAGCAGCUUCAACCUCCACAGCAGCUUCAACCUCCACAGCAGCUUCAACCUCCACAGCAACUUCAACCUCCACAGCAACUUCAACCUCCACAGCAACUUCAAUCUCCACAGCAACUUCAACCUCCACAGCAACAUCAGCCUGCACAACAACAUCAGUCUCCACAGCAACAUCAGCCUCCACAGCAACAGUAUACCCCGAAUGAAUCUAUGCAGCCAGUCGAGUCGAACCCGACUUUCUGGGGGGCUUACAAUCGACAGCCGCUGACUGCGUUGGAAGCUACAAUCAUCCAUCCUAGCCCACAGACACCGCCAAGCAUUCCAUCCCCAUGCUUGUCACCGUGCUUAUCAAUGAGCCCCCCAGUGAGCCCAGCAAUGAUGUCUAGCAACCAUUCAAAUGCCAGCGUCAACAGUUUUGCUGGACCUAUCCACUUCACACCACGCUCCACGGUCAGCACCGAGUAUGAUGGCAUCAAUGUGCCGAACAUCGAGCUGCCAGGUAGUGGACGGAGCGAUCAGCAGGACGAUGCACAAAAGACAUACCAUGUUGGCCCUAGUGGCCAGAAUGCAUUGCCACCAGGUAUGACCGAAGCUCAGGCUGCCCAUUUCUAUCAGGCGGUGCUAUAUAAGCAGGAAAUGUUGCAGUUUCAGCUUCUGGAGUUGCAGCAGUUUUACAGAAGCCAUCAUCAAUUUUUCAGUGAAAACGAGAAAAAAUGCGAGAGAGAGGCCGAAGAACCGCAGGAGCAGCAAAGCCAACAGACGAAGCAGCAAUUGGACGAGUUAGAGACGAAUCAAUCGGACGGGGAUAGAAAGCCAAUGGAAGGGGCAGAGCUGCAUGUAGAUGAGUCGCAGGAGAAGGCGCAGUCAAAAAACCAAACACGUGAGCAACGCCGGGGACUAGCAACGGACCUCUUCAAUGAGACGACAAAGAAUCAAUCGGACAAGGUAUCUAAGUUAAAGAAGAAGAAGAAACGACUUCAACAAGAAGACUUUCAGCAUUCGUGCGAACUUCAAGCCCAGCUAAAAAGAUGGCACAAACAAAAGCAGAGAGGUGAGGAUGAAGAGGACAAAGUAUACCAUAAACGAAGGCAGCAUAAGGAGAGAAAAAAGAUCGAAAAACAUCCGGUUCAGGCAAAGACAAAACCAGAGUGGCAGGAAAAUGUGGAAAUGCGCCAAAAGAAAAACACCAAUAUUGUUACAAAGCCUCAGGAACCUUUCUAUAUAUUCAACCUAAAAUCAGUAGAAGCGACGUGCAGCGAAGAAAGUAGCUCUUCUCCACGCCACCACGGCUCCAAACGACAUGAAUGGGAGGAACGUAGAGGAAAAUCUCAGAAGGACAAGGUAACAAAGAGGACCGUAAACUUAUUAAAAGACCCACCACUGAAGCCUCCCUUAAUCGGUGGAGCCAAACCAGAGCCAGCAGGGACAGUGAAUAAGAAAGACGAGGACCGGCCAAAGGCAUGGCCAAUUCUUUCACGUGCCAAGGUAAUGGGCCUUAGUUCGGAAAAUGCAGGCUUCGCCAGAAAGUCAAUGCAUCAGAUAACGCCGCAUGCGCGUCUCUGCCGCGUUAAGAAAUGUAUUUCGGUUGAGCACAACUUGUCAGCCGUACCCAGAUGCUUCCGCCAUUUCUUUUCCAUGUAUCAACGCGUAGCUGCCAAUCGUUUUCCGAAUCGUAUUCGCAUUAUGCCUUUAGAGCCGUGCCCAAUGCCCAACAUACCGGCAGCGCCAUGUGCAGGUGCCUCAAUCACAAAUAGAGAUGAUGUUGGUAAAGGCUUGUGUCCACCGCCGCCUUGUGUUGUCGACGAUCCGGGCAUGAAGCUGAAGCAUCUGCUUCUCGAUCUAAAAACAUUACGUCGUCGGCCGGACAUGCCGGAAUUAAUACCGCCGUCCGAUCCGGUGACUGCGAUAUAUCUGCCGCGCUUUGAGCUGCGGAAGGGAAAGCAACUGUGCAAACCAUAUAACAUGCAGCCGCUGUCCAACAAGUGUAUAGACAGUUCAUCCGCCAAGACCAGAGACACCAGCGCAACGCCUGACCCAGCGGCAACAGCACGUUCCACCUCCACUUAUACGAGUCUGGAUAGCACAACUAGCUGUGGCACCCUCAGCUCCACCAGCACCACCAGCUCCCAACUCAAAGCUCAUGCCGUCCGCAGCAAAGGUGCCACCACAAACAUUUUGCGGCUCAAGGAAUACUACGAUAAGAAUCGGUAUGAAGUGAAGACGGUCGAGUCAACGGUUAUCAUCGAUGGAGUGUGUGUCAAGGUGCACAAGCGCGUGCUGAAGCCGCGUGAGGUAGAUGGUAAGAAAUUGUCCACUAUGCUCUGUGAUAAGGACUGUAAGGACGGAAGCGCACCGUUGCAGGUGUGUAACCAGCGUCGUAAUGUGUGCAAUAUUUAUGAUCAGACGUUGGCCAGUGAUCAAGUUGAGGGGGUUCAGCUGCAGCACAUUCCGCCUGUGGGGGACUUUCGCAGCUACUUUGAGCUGGACAAGAUCUCCAUUGAGAUUCUUGCGCACUUCGCGGCAAUGCCGCAUCAACCGAGGGACGGUAAUGGGCAGCCGGCGGAGUUGAAUGCACGCAUCGGACCCUUUAUGGUGCAUUUUUAUUCAAGUCGCCAGCAACGGGACACCGCUUGCUUUCAUUGGUACGUAAAUGAGGGGUUCUUUGCCGCUCAUCUGCUGACCCAAGAUGGGAUCUGCUUGGAUGAUAUGUUACCGCCGGAUGUGGGGGAAACAGAUGCCAAGAAGCAGGCUGCUGCCUACGACGCACUGAUUGGCAAGGUCCUAGCCCACGCGGAUUUACAUAAUAGACCCAAUAGCGAGCCACUGCCUCUGACUGAGCUGAUGGUCUACUACAUGGUCACCAGUUAUAUGCGCAUGCUGCACGAAAACGCGAUCGAUCGUAAGCGUCCGAUCUUGCAAAGAUUGCUGUUGUGCGCCCGAUUCGCAGCUUCCAUAGCGGAGCAAUAUAUGCAGGAGCGUUGUCUUAGCCCUGUUAGCGACAUUGUUUCCUGCAUGGAUUUGUUCCAUUGGGCAUUGCACCACGAGAGUCGCAUGCGGUCCAUGUACAAUGAGGCUCUGACGUAUGCUGAGGAGCGAGCGGCAUUGUCGCAACGGGCCUACUUCAUCAUGCGCACACCCAAUCUGGAGGCCUUCUACGAUUUCUAUGCAAAUGGUCAGCUGCCACGUCCCGAUGCUCUAGCCAUCAUGCCCCGAGAUCAGCAGGAACGCCACGUGCGUCGCUAUGAGGUACCCGACCUCAAACUGCCCUCCCUGGCCCCCUGCCCAAUCAGCUCAUGUGGUGUGGGUUUGUGUGCUCGCAACUUCAUGGCACACUUCUUGACCGAUCACUGCCGACGACUGGAGGAGUUGUGGCUGCAGGAUCGCAUGGUUCUGAUGUUCUAUCCGGGCUGUUAUCCGCCCGAGCACACUUACUGCAUUUGUGUGAUUGCACUGCUGGCGCGUGACCCUCCAAACUUAGUGCCGAUGCCUCGGCGUGUGCUCAACUAUCAGCUGCCCCCGAGGCAGCUUUACUUUGCCGAACACUUGCCCUGCAUGCUGAUGUACAGUCAGGUGUCGCAAGCCCUGCUGCAGGACCCACCAGUUUUGAAUGCGGUUUUCAAUAUGGAGCAAUCCGUGUAUGUGUUCUGGCUGUCCAGCGUCGAUGACUACUCGCCUAAUCUCGGCUGCCGCAUAUACAUCUAUUGCCAGGAGCGCAGCAUGUCGGGCCACGCCAUUAUGAAGUUCGUCAAAAUGUCCGAGUACCGCGAUGUGCCCCACCUGAUGCGCAAGUUUGAAGGCAGCUAUAUGGCCAUUGAUUACCCGACCAUGUCCACGCUCACCAAUGACUUUCGGGAGCUCAUCUACAUCGAUGUGCGCUACAUUGAUAAGGAUCACUACGAUCCGGCCGAUUCGGGGGAUGAGGAUAUCUGGGACUAUUGAUGUGGCACUCGUUAUCUUAACUGUAUUUUUUAUAUUUAUUCUCUCAAAAUUUUAGGUUUGCAACCAUUUCCAUAGGGCCUUAGCUCCUCACAGUGCCCGCUGCAGCUGCAAAUCAUUUCUCUAUGAUUUAUCUCUCAAAUUACUUUACUUACCCGAAAUGAAGGCCAAAGCUGAAUGGUUUCUCAGAAGCAGCGGGUGCUGCCGAUUUUUAAUGUUCCCAAAACAGAGCUCGAUGCCUGCCAACCAAAUUCAACAGUUAACUGAAAUCCUUGGCCGAAGCUGCCCAACAACAACGAGGGCCAUUCAAAAUUCCGUUCUGCUGCUCGAAGCUCGUUAGUUUACCUUUUCAAAUUGAAAACAGCGUCAUGUUUUUCCAAGUUAUUUUAAAUGUCAAUGUAUGCAUGCGUAUCGAAAAGCUGUUCGCCCAUGAGCCAUAUCUACAAAACUAAUGAAGAGAUAAAAACCGAUUCAAAAUGAAUUUAUGAUUAAAAAGCUAUUAAUUUUGAUAUUGUCAGAUACAAUCGACCUGAAGCAUUUCAAUAAAACACAUAAUCAAAAUUCUAA
Molecule: messenger RNA, 6858 nt
Organism: Scaptodrosophila lebanonensis
Lineage: Eukaryota; Metazoa; Arthropoda; Insecta; Diptera; Drosophilidae
Exons: 9
Coding region: 1-6294 (2097 amino acids)
Source: RefSeq, a predicted model, not a curated record